UCUGGACCACUCACUACUGCGGAGUAUGUCACCCCCUGGAGUCGUGUUUUCCCGCCUUUCACUGACGCCGCCGCCUGAACAGACCUCAAGGCCGCAGGUGUUUUGCUCCCCUGCGAGGUGUGCCACAAGACACGGGCAGGGCGCACUGGGCUGCUACAUCCCCUCCCCCACUUCGUCUCCCACUUUACAACCUUAAUUAAGAGCGUAUAACUUUUCAACAUCUUCAGGAGAUCGUGUUUGUGGGAACAGACAGUCAGAGGGAGAGAGGAGGACAGUUUUGUUGUACAUGUGACAACUGAAACCUAAAUAGACAACGAGGUCGAAUCGGAAUUUCAUGAGACACUCGACUGAUACAGAGUUGAGGCUGAGACCGCCCUCCCCCUCCGCCUGUUGCCUCUCUCCAACUCUCGUCCUCCCAUCAGUGCUCUGUGAGCGGUGGACGGGGAAGGAUUGUAGCGCGCUCCGCCUGUCUCUAAGAGUGAAUCCCAGCAACUAGCGCCUUAAAUGUAGUUUUCCCUUUGAGGGACUGGCCGUGAGUAGGUCGCUGGAGAGUGAGAUCAAGGCUUCACGAAUGCCAGUGACCGCUGAGACCCGAAAAAUCAAGUGUCAGGAAGUUAGACAUCGAGGAUUCACGUGGCUGUGUUGUUGUUAGAGUGUGUGGACGUGUGUGUCUGAGUGUGUGUGUGCGUGUGUGUGUUGCAGCAGCCAGCCAGGAGUCCCACCAGCCGAGACGACCUUCGAUAGCCUCUCCCUAUCUCCCCCUCUGCUGGUGGUGCUGUUGCUCUUCCUGCUGGCCUCGCACCCCCUGCUGCCGGUGUGCUGCUGCUGUUACUGCUGUUGAUCUCACGGCACCAGCCACUGACCAGAAUGACACCGAGGUGUAGGUAGCGGAUCCCUUCCCCGCCCACCACCAUGAAGGGGGAUACGCGGGGGCCCCCUCCUGCCCCUCAUAGGACACCCCCCUUCCUGUCUCUGCUGGUCGGGGGACGCUCUCUGCUAGCCCCCGUCCUCCUGCUGCUGCUGCUGUUGGUGUACAGCUGCUGGAUCCUCCCUGCGCGGGCUGACCAAUGCAUGGGGUUGGCCAAGAAUGGAAAGUCAUUACCACCGCGCCGCUACUUGUACCAUCCCUGGAAACAGCAGGAGCUCCCUAUCAAGCUGGACACCUCAGAGCGCCUCUCCCACCAGCUGGCCACCGCCCUCACCAAGAUCCUUCUGCAGGAGGGGCUGGGCUACCAGAACGUCACCAUUACACAGUAUCCCAGCACCUUCAACCACAACCGGGUACUUGGCCGCCUCAAGGCUCAUUCUCAAAAUGAAAUCCCCGAGGUGAUGCUCAACAUGGAAGUUUGGAUCCCCCCCACCGUGAGUGACCUCAAUAUCACUGCUGAUAGUGACGGUGGGAAGCACUUAUCAGGAGGAAGGUUUGGCUGGUUUGUGUCCAAGAACAGCUCAACCCGGCCAGGCAUCAUCACUGACCACUGGCGGUCCUUCCAACAAGAUGAGGUGGCAGAGAUCUUCUCCCUCCUGCCACAAGAGGAGUAUGACCUCCGCCACAACUACACCAUUGACACCAUCCACAGCACUCCCUCACGGAAAAGGUACUGGUGUGAAGAAGAAUACUGCAAUGAGGGCGUGUUCACCCCUCCAUUGUGUGCCGGCCGAAAGUGUGCCACACUCAUCAUUGGCAACCACAGUGACUACAAUGAAUUCCUGAAGGAGCAAGUAGAGAAAGAGAGACUCCUUGUGCAGCUAGCCUGGGUGGGGCCAAACCUUACACCACAGUUCCUUUGCUUCUUUAGGGGGGAGAAGCCAAUCAUGUUUUUUGACUGGUGGCCUAACUCCCUCUCCAACUUAGAUAAUUUUAUGCCUAUAUCCUUCCCAUCUUGCUACAGUUCCUACAGCGUAAAUCCUUACCUCUGCAACUAUGAGCUUCAUGCCCUCAAGAAGUACAUGUGGAGGAAACUAAGGAAGUCUGCCAAGCCAGUCGUUGAGGCCGUCAGACGGUUUUUCCUGAGUGAGCAGCACUAUCGGGAGUUGAUUGGUAACUUCACUGCCCGCACUCAAAACUGCUCCAGCAACACCACAGCACUGCAGGUGCAUAACCAGAGCCAGUUGGUGAAUGAAGUUGCUUGUGAUUGGCUGAAGGCUCGUGGAAAGUCUGUGUGGUACGACUGGCUGCCUGUGGAGCAUGAUGCCAAGACUGUCCUCUGGAUAGGCGGCAUUUUCCCCAUGAGCAAUGAGAGCAAUGUGGGAUUCUACCGCAAGUCCCUUGUCAAUGCUGCUCAACUGGCAUACAAACGAAUCAAUGAGAAUCCAGACAUCCUGCAGGACUAUGAGAUAAAAGUGAUCAAUCUGAAUGGAGGCUGCCGGCGAGAGACAGUGCUGACGGCCUUCAUGCACCACAUCCGCAAGGAGUCUGCUGAUGUGGACUUUGCACAGAUGAUUGGCAUUCUUGGCCCGGCAUGUUCUGACACACUUGAGACACUGGUGGGUGUUGCCGAGACCUUCAAGACAGUGGUGAUGUCGUACAGUGCUGAAGGAGCCAUCUUCAACUACUCCAAAUACCCAUACUUCUUCAGAACCAUCCCAGAAAACAAAAUAUAUGGAACGGUGUACAAGAAAUUAUUCCAGCAGCUACAGUGGAAGCAGGUUGGGGCUCUGACUGAGGACAGCAACAAGUACAGUGAGUACCUGUCAGACCUGCUGUACAAUGUGACUGACAAGCUGAAGGUUACCAACGUAAAAAUGAAAACCAGUGGUGAUAUAGAAGAAAGGCUCAAGAAAUUGCAGACCCACAAGAUUAUCAUUGGUGACUUUUAUGCCAACAAAGCUCGGGAAGUUCUUUGCGAGGCUUACCGCCUCAACAUGACAGCUGAGUAUGGCUACGUCUGGUUUCUCCCUCGCUGGUUUAACACAAACUGGUACAACACAAGCAUAUACAGUGGUAAGGACCGCAAGAGGCUUCCAUGUACCACUGCACAGAUGCUGAAGGCCAUUGAUCGCCACAUGAGCCUUGGCUUUGCCUACUAUGCACCUGACAAUGUCACCAACUGUGAGAACAUGACGGUUGCAGAGUGGCGGGAAGUGUACAGGCGCAAAAUGAACAACACCCCUCCAGAUUAUGCUGGCUACACCUAUGAUGCUGUGUGGGCGUAUGCACUUGCCCUUGACAGGUUGCUCAAGGAGGACAGGACACACGUCUCCAACUUUCACACCUUCCGGACUGUGGAGAGAUUCUCUGAAAUCAUUUCCAAAACUAGCUUCAGUGGAGUGUCAGGCAUGAUCAACUUCCGCAAGAAUUCCUCAGACCCUAACAACAACAUCUCAGACACGCAGCUGGUGAACAUCAUGCAGUUUGUGGUUGAUGAUGAUAAGAAGGGAGGCUCCUAUGUCACCGUGGGGACCUUCAACCCUCAAGGAUCUAAGCUUGACCUUGACCUGGGUGACCUGAGAUUCUUGCAAGGAAUCCCCAAAGAUGGCUUGGUUGAGGACACCUGCUUAUUUGAAACAUUCAGCCGAUGGUUGAAUGUGGAGUGUGACCAGGCCAUCAUCAUUGUUAUGGUGUUGAUCUUUGUGGUCUUUGCAUUCAUCCUCAUUGCCCUUUUCAUUGUGUACAAAAGGAGGUUUGAAAAUAUGAUUCCUGAGUCCGGAUGGUCUAUUGGAGAACUCAUGCCCCUGGAUGAGUGGGAGUUGCCACGGGAGAAGGUGGUCAUUAACCGCACCAUUGGAGAGGGAGCAUUUGGUACAGUGUUUGGAGGUGAAUGUCAGUUUGCUGACAACUCCCCCUGGCUGGCAGUGGCCGUCAAGACGCUCAAGGUUGGUUCCACUGUGGAGGAGAAGUUGGAUUUUCUGGGUGAGGCAGAGAUGAUGAAGAGAUUCAAUCACAGGAACAUUGUGCAGCUGUUGGGACUCUGCACUCACCAGGAGCCCAUCUAUAUGGUCAUGGAAUUCAUGUUGUAUGGUGACCUCAAAACAUACUUGUUGGCCCGUCGCCACUUGGUGUCUGAUAGAACGGUACACUCAGAGGAGGAUGAGAUCAAUAGCAAGCGUCUUACCUCCAUGGCUCUCGAUGUCUGCUGUGCCCUUGCUUAUUUGGCUGAACUAAAAUAUGUGCACAGGGAUGUUGCAUGCAGGAACUGUCUAGUGAGUGCUGAGCGGGUUGUGAAACUCUCUGAUUUUGGCAUGACCCGACCCAUGUAUGAGAGCGACUACUACAGAUUCAACAGGAGAGGUAUGCUGCCAGUUCGAUGGAUGUCUCCUGAGAGCCUAGAAGAUGGCAUCUUUACAAGCAGCAGUGAUAUGUGGUCCUAUGGGGUGCUGCUUUAUGAGAUCAUCACCUUCGGAAGCUUUCCAUUCCAGGGUAUGUCCAACAACCAGGUGUUAGAGCAUGUACGCAGUGGCAACACCAUUUCCCUUCCCAAGAGUGUCAAGCCUCAGUUAGAGCGGCUGCUGUUGAGUUGCUGGAGCAUGAACCCUCAGCAACGGCCAACCUUCACUGAGAUGGCCGAGACACUCAACAUGUGGCCCCGCCUCAUCACACCCUGUCUGGAGCUGCCCACUGCUGCCAUCCAAAUCAAUGACACAGACUCAGUAGAUUUAGCAUUGCCCACCGACCAGCCUUGCCGCCGCAGCUCUGCUCCAAACACACGCCUUCCCACCGCACGGCCACGUCUCACUGAUGCCGAUUCAUGCACCAACAAUAAUGCCACACCCAACUGUGUGCUACAGAGCAGGCCAGGGAACACACAGGCUUCAAACCUCUUUGGUUCCUUUAGCUGGAACCACGUGCCUCAGGAGAAUGGUGGUGGACCCUCAAAGGAGCCACUGCUGCCUCAGAAUGGCGAGGCAUAUGUGACGCGAUAUGUGUGUCUCCAGCGCACCAAAUCUGGAGAGAACAGUGAGCUUGAGUCACCCUCCAGCAUGACAGCUGUCUGACUCAGCUCAUCUCCUGGCACUUGGGUGCUGACCAGUGCUGUGUGAAAAUCUGCGAUACCAGUGAUUGUGCUGCUGUAGCUGGAAUGUGUUAUGUUUGUCAGAAUAUUGCUAGCAAACUAUGAACACUUGAAUACUCAGGACCAGUGCUAAGAGUACUAGGAAGUGUUAGGAGAAAUAGUUUCCAAGGAUUCAUUACCCAGACUCAGAGCACUACAGACCUCAUUUUCCCUUUAAGGGAGAACUUAAGAUGCAUUAAUAUACUUGCCACACUAGACACUCCUCAGUGUAAAAAGCAAGAAUGUGGCAGCCAUUAUACGUAUCAAAGCCAAUAGAUGUAAGUAGAGUUCCCUUCACCUUGUGCAUGUCUGCACAGAAAAUAAGGCAGAUUAGUCAUUCAUAAGUGAAAAUGUAUUGUGCAAUUUUUAUAGUUUAUCUGCUUUACAAGAUGUGUGAACUAUUGAAAAUGGUUCUUUAUAUAUUGCUGUGUGUAUAUCAGAGAUAUUUAUAGUGUGAUAAAAGUGGUGGCGUACAUAUAUACGUGAAGAGAGACCAAUAUCAGAAUGCUAGUGAAUAUUAGAGACAAGAUCUGAUGUUGCCAGAUAAGACAGUGUUGUAAAAACUUUGUGUUCACAUGCAACACUGAAGGCUUGAUGCUUUGCAUGUCGGCCUCCAAAUUUAUUCAUAAAGUCAAGGCUAGAGUGGAAGUGUAACUUUAGUCUAAAUGUUUGAUAAUGGUGACGGUUGUGGGCCACUCCACACAUCUCGUCCAUCAUAGUCUUUGAUUCUGGUCAUACACAGGUCAUGGGAGUCAUUUCACAAUUACCAAGUUGUUAAAAUUGUAGACAAAUCCACUCAAUCACAGAAUGAAAGGAUUUCGCAGAUCCUGAUUUAAUUGUUCUUACCGUGAGGUGCCAAACAUGUACAAAUUACAACUCUAGUGUUGAGUAACUCCUAGCCUCAUUUGUAUAGUUCCUGAUCACCUGCCUCAAGAGGGAGAUGUCAUUAUUUUUAGGGGACAAACACAACUUUCUUUGCUCAGACAUACAAAUUAUGUGUAGAAACAAAUUUGGAUAGAAUUUAGAGUUUUGAAAAGUGUAGAAGAUAUUAGUUUUAUCAAGAUUUUAUAUACAUGACUUAUUUUUGCUCAUGAGAUUGAGAAUUAUUGACUAUGAAAGCAACUAAUAUUACGAAUGUCUGCAAUUCCAAUUUAUUUUUGUAAGCAGUAUAUCAUUGUCCAUCCAAAGUGUGUAUGGGUGACAUGUGGGCUGCAGUCCUGCCUCAGCCAUGCACAUGCGACAACCAGGAGGGUAGAGUGAGGAGUAGGAGUAAAGAUAUAUUUAUUACUUACACACGAGAUAAACAAUGUAGAUAGUAGGAGGAAAAGUGAAGUAAGGUCUCCCUGCUGGUAGUGAGGCAUUGCUGAGUCAGGUAGAGCACCUUCAGCCCCAAAUAUACACUGUUAUCAUUAACAUAAAGGUGUUGAUAGCAUGAUGAUUAUUGUAUAUGUAGGUGGUGUACAUAAGGGCCAGAUACACACAUAUGGGAAUUUAUUUGCUCAUUGGGAUGGUUGUGACUGAGCUAUGUAUGAGUGUGUGUGUGUGUGUGUGUGUGUGUGUGUGUGUGUGUGUGUGUGUGUGUGUGUGUGUGUGUGUGUGUGUGUGUGUGUGUGUGUGCAUGGCUGCAUGUGUGUGUGUGUGUGUGUGUGUGCAUGGCCGCAUGUGUGUGUGUGUUUUUGUGUCUGUCUGUCUGGCCGCAGGUCGUAGUAAAUAAUGUUAUGUGUCACCUCAUUCAUCACUAUUUAAUGGAUAUUUUUAUGACAGCACAUGCGAUGUAAAAUGACCUAUGUGAGUGGAUGACUUGCGUAUAACGAAUAAUAAAAUAUGUUCAACUGUU
Messenger RNA from Portunus trituberculatus (swimming crab), 6828 nucleotides. Its product is annotated as atrial natriuretic peptide receptor 1-like. The record is from RefSeq and is a predicted model, not a curated record. The coding region runs from base 913 to 4935 and encodes 1340 amino acids. Gene Ontology annotation, molecular function: ATP binding; transmembrane receptor protein tyrosine kinase activity. NCBI's taxonomy places the organism in Eukaryota, Metazoa, Arthropoda, Malacostraca, Decapoda, Portunidae. Gene Ontology annotation, cellular component: signaling receptor complex. Gene Ontology annotation, biological process: cell surface receptor protein tyrosine kinase signaling pathway; positive regulation of kinase activity; multicellular organism development. The transcript has 24 exons.